CUCGACAUUGUUUAUUAUUCAUCGUUGGCCGUGGAUAUCCAUUAGAGAAGCACUUUUUCUGUUCACAGAACAACAAGUAAGGUGAGAAACUGGAAUAGUAUGUUUAACGGGUUUGGAAGUUUUGGAGGGUUUGGAGCAACUGGGGCUUCCAGCUCCAGAAGAAAGGAAGUGGAUAACAAAAAAUAUUACGAAUUAUUGGGAGUCUCUCAGGAAGCUUCUAAAGAUGAAAUUAAAAAGGCCUACAGGAAACUGGCUAUUAAGUUGCAUCCAGAUAAGGGAGGUGAUGAGGAGAAGUUCAAGGAAGUGACGAGAGCUUUUGAGGUUUUAUCGGACGACGAUAAAAGGAGAAUUUAUGACCAAUAUGGUGAAGAAGGCCUUUCACAGGAAGGAAUGAGUAGUGGUAUGAAUGCAGAAGACAUUUUUGAGGCUUUCUUUGGUGGAGGCUUGUUUGGAGGCUCAAGGUCACGUAGUCGAGGCCCACGAAAGGGAGAAGAUGUUGUUCACGCUUUGAAAGUCACCUUGAACGACUUGUAUAACGGAAAAACAUCAAAGUUGGCGCUCAAUCGGCAUAGAAUAUGUCCAAGCUGUGAUGGUAAAGGAACAACACAUCCAAGUGGUGUUACUAGAUGCAAAACUUGCAAUGGUCAAGGAGUCCGAGUACAGAUACGACAGAUUGGACCAGGAAUGGUACAACAAAUGCAGUCCGUUUGUCCUGACUGUAGUGGAAGCGGAGAAUCCAUUAAAGAGAAAGACAAGUGUUCCAAGUGUAAGGGCCAGAAAGUUGUGAAAGAAAGAAAGGUACUGGAAGUUUAUAUUGAACCUGGAACAGAACAUGGCCAGAAGUUGGUAUUUUCUGGUGAAGCGGAUGAAGAACCAGGUACAGUUCCUGGAGAUGUUAUUGUAGUAGUACAACAGAAAGAACACGAUUUCUUCAAAAGAAAAGGAAGUAAUUUGAUAGUAGAAAAAGAAAUUUCUCUUGUAGAAGCACUAUGUGGUGUUGCCUUCACGGUUGAACAUCUGGACGGACGAACAUUAUUGGUUAAGACAGAACCAGGUACAGUACUUGAACCUGAUAGCGUAAAGACUGUUCCUGGAGAAGGAAUGCCUUUAUACGGAAAUAGAACACUGAAAGGAAAUUUAUUUAUCAAAUUCCGUGUUCAGUUUCCAGAAUAUUUAUCCGAAGAACAACGAGCGUUGCUUGAUCGAGUCUUGGGUCCUCGUCCUAAUCUGUCCUUGAAUGGGAAGGAUGAUAACUUAGAACAAGUGUCCAUGAUUGAUUAUCGACCGGAACAUGGCAAAGAAAGCCAAAGAAGUGAAAAUGCUUAUGAUGAAGACGACGAAGAAGGUAUGGAAAGUGGUCCACGUGUUCAGUGUGCACAACAAUAGAAAAGCGUCAAUAUUUCAUUUUGAGACUAUAACGCAUAAGAGCUUUUGCUCAUUUUGUUGUUGGAAUGAAAUACUUGUAAUAAACAAUCUUCCUUUGGU
Galdieria sulphuraria is the source of this 1485-nucleotide messenger RNA. Its product is annotated as molecular chaperone DnaJ. Gene Ontology annotation, biological process: protein refolding; response to heat. Gene Ontology annotation, molecular function: ATP binding; Hsp70 protein binding. The coding region runs from base 100 to 1386 and encodes 428 amino acids. Gene Ontology annotation, cellular component: cytoplasm; cytosol. The record is from RefSeq and is a predicted model, not a curated record. Lineage: Eukaryota; Rhodophyta; Bangiophyceae; Galdieriales; Galdieriaceae. The transcript has a single exon.